This is a messenger RNA of Aspergillus alliaceus, 801 nucleotides long. RefSeq lists its product as uncharacterized. Bases 1 to 801 code for a protein of 266 amino acids. NCBI's taxonomy places the organism in Eukaryota, Fungi, Ascomycota, Eurotiomycetes, Eurotiales, Aspergillaceae. The record is from RefSeq and is a predicted model, not a curated record. The transcript is spliced from 7 exons.
AUGGACCCAUCCAUCCCCAAGACCUUGUGGGCAGCUCAAAUCACCGAAUCGGAUAUCCAAGUGUUGCGCGGUGAUUUCAACAGCUCCAUUGUUCAGGUAGGCAAGGAAGCUGCCUCAACAUGGAAGGUUGGCGAUCGAGUGGGAAUAUUGAAUUUCAAAAACGCACGCGGUAGCGGUGGGGGAUGUACUGGAUCUCACAAAAGCGGGAGGCUUCAAGCACAACGGGUGUUUUGCCGAAUGUACGGUUGCGACUCGGCAACGACGGUUGCAUUGCCUGACACGGCUACCGUUUGGGGAGCAAUCAACAAGGCGCGACCCUUUAUUCGGCCGGCCGAUACCAUCGGCGUUGUUGGUAUUGGGGGACUCCUUGGACAGCUGGGGUUACAGUUUGCUAAAGCUCUGGAAUAUCGAACUGUGGCUAUUGAUAAGCGAGACAGUAGUCUGCGGCUUAUGAAUGACAAGCCCAGCAAGCUUCGGCCGGAUCUUUUGGUGAAUUCAACACAUGGCAAUGCAAAUGAGGAGAUUACGAAGCAAACGGCAGGUGAGGGACUGGCUGUUGUUCUACGAGGGAGCUAUGUUGCUAGUCGAGAGGAGGUGAGGGAGAUGAUGGAGGCAGUGAGUGAACAUGGAAUUCGGUCUCAGUUAACGGUAGUGGAGAGAGAUGAUAUCCCACGGAUCCCAGAAACAUAUUCAUCUCGAGCGUUUCGCGGGCGGCGGCUAUUCGCAUUGUCUCAAGGGGCAUUGACCCAAUCUAUGGAGCUCAAUGGCAACGUUGUAACUUUUAACACUCCAUUCCAGUGA